AUGCACCCCAGUUGGGGAGCACCCUGGAGACCUGAGAGCCCAAGCUUUGCCCCUGGGACUGGCAGCAAUUCCUCCCCAUUGCCCCGCUGUGCCAGUCCUCGCGCUGGCACCCCAGCCAGACCCCCAGCGCGGUGGGCUGCCUGCCAGCAGGGGACACCCUGGGCUCCCCGGGGUGCCACAGGCAGAGCCAAGGGGCGACGGGGGUGGUCGGCACAAGGAGGAUGUGGAGGGGACCCAGGGAGCGGUGGCACGGCUGGGGACACGAGCCCCAUCCUGCUGGGGGCACAGGAGGAUGGCGUGGAGCUGCGGGAGCCUGGGGAGCCAGGGCCGUGCUGCCAGUGGCAUUAA
Molecule: messenger RNA, 348 nt
Organism: Nipponia nippon (crested ibis)
Lineage: Eukaryota; Metazoa; Chordata; Aves; Pelecaniformes; Threskiornithidae
Source: RefSeq, a predicted model, not a curated record